AUGGCCAUUGCCCAAGGAAAACAUGUUUCCGUGUCUAGCGUAGGCAAAUUCUCCGAGAUCCUGUCCCCGCGUGGCAUCCCAGAGCCGAUCGUUCAAGCGCCAGGCCCGCAUCGCUGCUCGACAAGGCCCUCGCUCGGCGGUGAAGGCCCGUCUCUGGCGCGGAUAAAAGAGACGGUGCAACCUCUGGGAGCCCGGAACCCAACGCUGGGGAGGGGGCUCUGCGACGUCAACCCCAAGACUGGAACCCCGAGACCGGACUCUUUCGAGGGCAGCACCCAACGGCACGCGGCCAAAUGCCGGACCGCCCACGGCAAUGCAGUCUCCGGCAUGCCAGAAUGGGCAACCCCACCGAUGGCACUGCUCCCAGAUCGAGCCUCCACGUGCUUGGAUCUGGUCCCGUCGGCGUGGGGUGUCGGGCGCGGCUGA
Molecule: messenger RNA, 426 nt
Organism: Gaeumannomyces tritici R3-111a-1
Lineage: Eukaryota; Fungi; Ascomycota; Sordariomycetes; Magnaporthales; Magnaporthaceae
Exons: 1
Coding region: 1-426 (141 amino acids)
Source: RefSeq, a predicted model, not a curated record